AUGUCCACCGCUCGCUAUGCGCCCUCGGCCGCCCAUCCCAUGGCCCAGCAGGCCGCAUACCGCGCUCCCGCGCCCAUCGCCGUCUCCAAUGCUCCCCCGGGCACCUUUGCGCCCGGCACCAAGGUCCAGGUCGGCAACCACCGUGUCACCAUCGAGAAGUAUCUCUCCGAGGGUGGUUUCGCGCACGUCUACCUCGUCCGCGUGCCCAAGUCCGAUAAUGGAACCCCCGAGACUGCCGUCUUGAAGAGGGUAGCUUGUGCGGACAAAGAUGCACUGGCGAACAUGAGGACCGAGGUCGAGACCAUGAAGAAGCUCAAAGGCCACAGCAAGAUCGUCACCUACAUGGACUCGCAUGCUUCACAGCUGAAGACAGGAGGCUAUGAAGUAUUCCUGCUCAUGGAGUUUUGCUCAGGAGGCGGCUUGAUCGACUUCAUGAACACCAGGCUCCAGCAUAGAUUGACGGAGCCUGAAAUUCUGCACAUCUUCUCAGACGUCGUCGAGGGCGUUGCUACCAUGCACUACCUCAAGCCGCCGCUCCUCCAUCGCGAUCUCAAGGUCGAAAACGUCCUGAUUACCACCGUGGGAGGCAACAAGAUAUACAAACUCUGCGAUUUCGGAUCCACCGCACCCCCGAGACCCGCCGCUACAACUGCCGCUGAAGGGAGACUGAUCGAGGACGAUGUGCAACGGCACACUACACUACAGUAUCGCAGUCCGGAAAUGAUCGACGUAUACCGCAAACAGCCAAUAGACGAGAAGAGCGACAUCUGGGCGCUGGGUGUACUAUUGUACAAGCUAUGCUACUAUACUACACCCUUCGAAGAGGUCGGACAGAUGGCUAUUCUGAACGCCACGUUCAAGUACCCAGCGUACCCCCAGUUCUCAGACAGGAUAAAGAAGCUCAUAGGCUCGAUGCUGCGAGAGAACCCACAACACAGACCCAACAUCUACCAGGUGGUCGCCGAAGUCUGUUCGAUGCGACACCGUCCCAUUCCUAUCAAAGACAUCUACUCUGGCAGAACUCAGUCAGAAGCCCGCCGGAACCAGGAACUUCCCCCUACCGAGCCUCAGGUCUCUUCGCCGCCUCCUGUCGUGGGUCUGCAAAGGGUGGCACCUACAGUGCAGGUACAGCAAGUACCAGACAUUACACCAAUGAGAAGAGGCAGGCCCACAGGUCCAGCCCAGCCACCUCCAGCGGCAGCAAGGCCAAGUCCGUCGCCUAUGAGAGGGACAACAUCCGACCCAUUCGCUGCACUAGACUCGCAGGACGUUCAGGUCAGACGAGCUGCGGCUGAUGAGCUGGCGUCGCGCUUCCCAUCUCUGGAUGAAUUUUCAUUACUGCAUGAUCGAGGCCAGAAGUUUGAGUUUGGUGAAGCGCCAACGACUUCCGACCCGGCACUUACCAAACGGAUGACAGAUGCGCUUGCAGAUGAGGCUUUUGCGUCACCGCCGCUCUCCAAGGUCGACUCAACACCUGGGGUAAAGCCCUCGACCGCAGUGUCCUCCACGGGUGUGUCCAGGACCACCUCUCUAAGAAAACCGCAGCCCUACGAAGCCAAAGACAGUCCGCGCAAUGACAACGCAAGCAUACAGUCGCCUAUUCCACAGCGGGUCGGCAUGGUCUCUACUGGCGUACAGACUUCCCCACGAGCAUCUCCCGUUCCAGCCCAGCAGAAACUCCCCGAUGUCAACAACCGGCCUAUCUGGAAGGUACCUCUGUCAUCGCACCACAACCGUGCUUUGAGUCAACAGGCGUCAGAACCUCGCCCGAGGAGUCCCUUGAGCAGUCCGUCACUGAGGCCCGAAUUCGCUUUGCCUGCACGGCCCUCUUUUGAGUCGAGAUCCAAAUCUCAACUCAGCAUCCCUCAAUCCCCGGCUUCAUCUAGACCUUCGUUAGAAAGCCAGCGUCCCUCCAAUAUGGAUCUAGGCUCCGCCAUUGAUCGGUCGAGAUCUGCAAACUCAAAUGCACGCCCGGCUAGCAUGCAUGUAGAGUCGAACCUUGACUAUCUACGUGAUCGAGAAAUGACGCCUGGUCGUAACUUUGACGCUCCAUCAUUACAACGCCGCGUCACUGCAAACGCAAUCGAUGACUCUGAACCUGAAGAGAAGAACGUCAGGUCAAGCGUUGAUUUCCUCCGCUCCAUCGAACAGGAUGAGCAUGGUCACAAACACCGCCGUAGUAGCUCCCGAAGUAGCCAACAAGGCAAAUACGGAAAACGUGGUAGCAUCACGAACAUCGUCAAGGGAAGGUUUGGUGAUGCCUUCCGUCGCUUUGAGUCCACGAAGACGCCUGAGCACGAACGCGAUCAGCCGCCCAUGACACCAACCGACCAGCUCAUCGAUUCCAAGGGCGGUUUGACUCCCAUUGCCGGCUCCGAAGCUACUGGUGGUUUGAGUGACGACGACCGCAGCCAGAUCGACGAAACGCAGGAUCUAUCACCAGAAGUUCGAAGAGAACUUGAGAAGAGACAGUUGGCUGAAGAAGAGCGCCGCGUCGAAGCUGCGGCAGCAGAGUACAAGCAACGCGUCGCUUCGCAAGGGCAAGGAAAGCCCAAAGGCGGCCCAUCCAAAGCUUCAUCCAUCCAAAACCGCGUCAAGAACCUGCUCGAUGAGAGCAGCAAGCCAGCAGCUUCGAACCGCACAGCUGAGGGAUACGGCAAGUACACCGAUACCGGAAAGCCACUGCCCAUGCGGCCCCAAGAUCAAAGCGGAGCAAGGCAGCCACCUGCCAUUGCUCGUAAGCCCAUGAACGUCUCUUCACAACAACCUCAAGACCUCCCGUACGCGAAGCCGUCUUCGAUUCGGCCAAACAUGCCUCCACCAACACCCUCCGCGUCCGCACCGCCCACAAUCAAUGUGCGCAACCCCUCCGGCCCCCCUCCCCGGGCUCCCAAGCCCAAAAAUCUGCAGACCGGCGGCUCAGUAGCCCCGGGCCAAAGUUCACCGGUGAAAUUAACCCCAGGCACCAAAGAGAAGCCGCUCCCGCCCAUCGCCCGCGACGGCGGUGACGACUUCGACGUCGACACCUUCAGCAAGCGGUACCCCAGUCUGAGCGGUUUGGAAAUGGUAGAGACAGAGAUUCCCCGCCGUACCGUCCGCGACGUCUAA
Alternaria incomplexa is the source of this 3108-nucleotide messenger RNA. RefSeq lists its product as uncharacterized. The record is from RefSeq and is a predicted model, not a curated record. Gene Ontology annotation, molecular function: protein serine/threonine kinase activity; ATP binding. Gene Ontology annotation, cellular component: cytoplasm. The transcript is spliced from 3 exons. Gene Ontology annotation, biological process: peptidyl-threonine phosphorylation; actin cortical patch assembly; protein autophosphorylation. The coding region runs from base 1 to 3108 and encodes 1035 amino acids. NCBI's taxonomy places the organism in Eukaryota, Fungi, Ascomycota, Dothideomycetes, Pleosporales, Pleosporaceae.